AUGGCGUUCCACAAUCUGUACCCCGAGCUGCUGCUGGCUCUGGUUGGCAACACUGGGGAGGCAUUUGUGCAGCGGGAGCAGGGCGCAAUCGUUCUUGCAGACGUGGUGGACUGGGUCACGCCGCCCGAGAGGGAGCAGCUCAACCGCCUGGCACGGCUAGGAGCUCACUAUGCAGCGCUGGAGGAGUUUGUGUGCAGCGCGACGGCGGCCGGCGCGGGGGACGACGGCACGCAGCCGCCCGCCAGCAUGUACCGCCUGGCGCUGGCCAGCGGCGUGUCGGAGCUGCUGGACGUGUACCGCUCAGCUGUACUGCAGGUGGAGGCGCACCUGCUGCACCUGGGCGCCGCGCCGCCGCUGCUCAGCGUGCAGCAGUUCCUGCUGGAAUUCGAGGCCCUGCUGCCAGAGGUGGCCGCCCUGGUGGGCGAGGUGCGGCGCCGCGGGCUGGGCGGCAGCCAGGCCAUGCGCGCGCUCAGCCUGCGCGCGGGCAGCGGCGCGCCCGCGCUGCAGUCGUGCGCCGCGCGCCUGCUGUGGCACUGCCGCCAGGUGCUCUUCAACCAGCUCGAGUCGUGGCUGGUCCACGGCCUGCUGCUGGACCGCGGCAACGAGUUCUUCAUCCGCCGCUGCGACACAGCAGCGCCGCCGGCAGCAGCGGGGGCGGCGGCGGGGCCGGCGGCGGGCCACGUCGCGUCGCCCGCUUCGGCGCUGCAUGGCGGCGGCGGCGGCGGCGGCGGCCCUCCUGGCGGCGGCUCCAUACUGGAUUGGGAGCCGCUGGAGUGGCAUGCGGGGUUCCAGGUGUCGCUGGCAGACCUGCCCCCCGACGUGUCGCUGCCCACGGCCGAGGCGGUACUGUUCGUCGGCAAGGCGGUACGGGUGCUCAAGCAGCCCAUGAGCUCCGCCGCCUCCCACCAGGCCCUGCACGCGCACGCCCAGAUCCUGGCCUUUGCCCACGACCUGCACCGCCUCCAGCGCCAGGAGGCGGCCAGCGCGGCGCAGCUGGAGCACUGCGUGGAGAGCUUGCGCAGCAAGGUGUCGGGCCUGCUGUGGGACCUGGUGCGGCACCGGUGCGACCUGAUGGCGCAGUUUGAGGCGAUGCGCUGCUACUUCCUGCUGGCCCGCGGCGACUUCUACCAGCAGUUCCUGGACGAGGCGCAGGCGCUGCUGGCGGGCGAGCCCAAGCCCAACACGGCAGAGGCCGACAUCGCCCUGGCCUUCCAGCAGUCGGCCCUGAAGAGCACCGCCGAGACGGACGCGCUGUUUGGGGCGGUGGCGCUGCGCUGGCUGCCCGCCGACCGCGGCGAGGACGAGGGCGGGCCGCCCGUGUGGCACCCGUCCCGCUGCGCCGCCGUCAGCGUGCCGCGGUACGAUGCCUGGGACGGCCUGUUCCUGGAGUGCGCCGUGGAGUGGCCCCUGCAGCUGCUCUUCCCGCCAGAGGUGAUGAGCAAGUACGGCGCGCUGUGGCAGCACAUGUUCCGGCUGCGGCGGGUGCAGCUGGCGCUGGAGGGCGUGUGGGCCACCCUGCAGGCCCUGCACCACCGCAAGCCCGAGGACGACGGCACGCCGCGGCUGCCCGCCAGCCUGCGCGCCGCGCUGUGUGCCGAGCGCCAGCAGCAGCACCACUUUGUCUCCAACAUGGCUCUCUACCUGGCCAUGGAUGUGGUGGGGGCCAGCUUUGGCCAGCUGCGGGCCGCCGUGGCCGGCGCCAAGGACUUUAGCGCCGCCGAUGCCGCGCACCGCCGGUAUGUGGACAGCAUGGUGUCGCAGGCCUUCCUGGACAUGCGGCAGCUGAUGGGAUACCUGGAGGACAUCCUGCGGCAGUGUCGGAAGCUGUGUGCCCUGGUGCAGCGCCUGGCUGCGGGGCUGGUGGAUGCAGUGGCAGCGGCGGCAGCCCUGCAGGGCAUCCGCCGCACCUUCCGCCUCAAGCAUCGCGUGCUGUACCAGAUCAUGCAAUCGGGGAAGUUGAGCAGCCGCACCCCGGCCCUGCGCCAGCUCAUCACCAGAUUGAACUUCAACGGCUUUGCAGAGAGGCAGGCGCGUCCGGUGCAGGAGCCUGGCAGUGCCGUGCUGCCCUCGGCCACAGCACCUGCUGCAAGCCCCUGUGGUGGCCAAGCAUGAAGCAUAUGCCUGUUCCGAUCACAACGGCGCGUUCAGCAAGGAAUUCAUCCACAGCUGCAUGUGGCAUGCUAUUCAGCUUGAUAAUAAUCUGACUGCACCCCAGGUCACCCUCCAAAUCCCGCCUCUUUCUCCAUUUC
This is a messenger RNA of Chlorella variabilis, 2249 nucleotides long. RefSeq lists its product as hypothetical. The transcript has 9 exons. Gene Ontology annotation, biological process: mitotic cell cycle; spindle assembly; cytoplasmic microtubule organization. The record is from RefSeq and is a predicted model, not a curated record. Gene Ontology annotation, cellular component: gamma-tubulin complex; equatorial microtubule organizing center; spindle pole. The coding region runs from base 1 to 2112 and encodes 703 amino acids. Lineage: Eukaryota; Viridiplantae; Chlorophyta; Trebouxiophyceae; Chlorellales; Chlorellaceae. Gene Ontology annotation, molecular function: microtubule minus-end binding; gamma-tubulin binding.